Protobothrops mucrosquamatus (brown spotted pit viper) is the source of this 1941-nucleotide messenger RNA. RefSeq names its product proline rich 29 (gene PRR29). The record is from RefSeq and is a predicted model, not a curated record. The transcript has 6 exons. The coding region runs from base 42 to 590 and encodes 182 amino acids. NCBI's taxonomy places the organism in Eukaryota, Metazoa, Chordata, Lepidosauria, Squamata, Viperidae.
UCUUCCUGCUGGUAUUUUCUACUGACCAGUGAGGCCUUGCCAUGGAUCCAGGGGGCAACAGCACUGUCUCCCCACAAGUGUACCUCAUUCAGCAACCAAUUCCUCAAGAGCCAGAAGUGACCAUUCUCCAACAGAUGCCACCGACAUUUCCUCAGUCCAGCUGCACAAGCCACUUCAGAGAAAAUUUAAUAGAGCUAAUGAUGAUACAAAAUGCCCAGAUGCAUCAAGUGAUAAUGAGCAACCUGGCUAUGUCAGCAGCAGCAUGCUUUGAAUCCAAUCCAAGCCAGCAGAUACCCCUUAUUCCCUGGCAGACAGAGGAUGAAGAUGAGAUGGACAUGGUAUUCCACCACCAUUAUGCACCCUAUCCAUGCAUCCUUCCAUUCAGAACAUGGAAGCCUCCAUCUCAAUCCUCAGUUUUGACACCGCAGCAGCCCACCAUUCGCCAUGUGGGCCCAGAUCUUCAGUCAACAGGGAGACAAGAUGAUAGUCAAGCGGUACCCCCACCCCCACCACCAAGUGCCACUGGAACUGUCACAGCCGAUGUCUUACCAGCUUCAGAAUAUUACGACUACACUGCGCAAUGGAAGUGAAAUUAAAGUUUCAUCUAUUCUUCCUACAAAAAAAUGCAGAUUCCUAGCUGAAAAAGGCCUAAAAAGUUCUUCUGAAUUGCACCAGAGUAUGGCAGGACAAACUUUGUAUCAUACUGUUUUCCUAAUAGGAUCAAAGCCUAGGAUCAAAGCUAGUAUGUUUAUAUUUGUGCACAUAUUUCAAACUCUGUAAUAAAUUGUAUAUUAUGUUAUAUGAAUUAUGCAUAAUGCCUCUAUUCACAAGUGCUGCUUCCAUUUUCUACAGAGCAGCUGCACUUUAAUAUUUUGCCUUGGUUUGUCAGCAGUCUUCCAAGAAGUAUAUAUCUUUUUAUUAUUGUUAUGAAUUCUUGAGCCCAAGAAGAUUAAGUGUGUACUGAUACUUCUUCACUUUUAUGCUUUGGACUGGCACUUUGCUGUUACCAUCUCAGUUUGUUUGUUUGUUUGUUUGUUUGUCUGUUUGUUUGUUUAAGCUGAGCAUCAGACCAGCCUUUGUCGUUCUUCAAUAGAUAUUCCUCAAGUCUUCUUCACUUUAAGAUACUCAAGUGGUAUCAACAGCAUUUUUUAGCCAUUUUAAUUCAAGUUUUGUUUCUCCUAGUUCAGCAUUUCUCAUUACAGGUUCUGCAGAUAAACUGGGUAGAUAAGAUGCAGUACACUAUCUUAACACAGUUCUUUACCAAUUUUGAGCCAAUUAGUUGUUCCUUAAGUCAUUCUAAUGUUCGCUUUCUAGUCAGCAUAUAAAUAGAAAUGAAGUUCUCUGAUAUGCUUAAGAACUAUUCUCAAGUUGCUCUAAUUCAUGCAGUUGGAAAAAAAUUGUGUACAGGUAUUCCUUGCUUAGUGACCACAAUUGGGACCAGCAACUUGAUCUUUAAGUGAAGCGGUCAGUAUGUGAAAUCACAACUAUGCUCAUGAUCUUACUUCAGCUUACCUUUGCUUUACAAACUUCUGAAGGUCAUAAAUGCAAGAGUUGUUUGUAAAGUUACAUUUCAUCACUGUUGUAACUGCAAACAGUCACUAAACAAGGCAACCAUUAAAUGAAAACCACCUGUAAUCAGUAAACAAAAUUUAAAGUAGUUUUGGAACUCCAGUUUCUUUUCCACUAUCCAUGGAAAUGUGUUUGGUUUAACACUCUCUUUUUUUUGUUAUUGGAAUAUAGUUGGAUCUGUUCCAGUCUUUUGGCGGCUGCUGCAGUUCUCAUACUUGCUAAAAAAAAAACAAAAACCUGCAAGCAACAUGUUAAUAGCAUCAUUUUACAAAAUUUUAAACUGUACUCAUAGCAUUUCAUUUACACUUAUAGUCAGGGCUUUUUUUCUCAUAGAACGCCCAGAACGGAGUUCCGGCACCUUUUUUGGAUGGA